CAUCACGCUCGCAUCUUCUAGACAUCGGCGGCGAUGGCGAACGGAAGGCAGCCAGGGCCUUUGAUCACGUUCUACGCGCCCGGAGGGCGGACCUUUCAGAGGAUCUUCCGAGAUGCCACCCUAUCGCAAACGAAGGACGCGGUGAGGCAGAAGCUCAAGCUUUCUGCCGAUAAGGCAAUACAGCUGGCGCGAAUCGAGAAUGGGAAACGUAUUGAUCUGGACGAUGACGAUGACUUCGACGCAUUUCGUAUUGCUACACGCUCGAAGACCGCAGCAGAAGUCUCUGUGAGCGUCGGUAGCUCAUCCGUCGGUGCUGGAACAUCCAUUAGCCAUGCUCAACCGGCCACUAGCGUGCUCAGUGGCCACCCUCAACCGGAGUCCACUAGCGUUCUGACUGGGGUGCGUAAACGCAAGAGGAAGCGAACUUCGAUGGCGCCUUCACCUGGGGAUGGCCCUAUCGCGUCAACUUCCUACAUGGCUGGUUCUCUGAUGAAGCCAAAUGAGACCAUCCCUCCAGCAACUCAUACUGGUGAUGGCGCCGUGUCAGCGCUUCCGAAUGUUGAGACAGCGGGUCCGCAUGACUUCGAGGUCGAACGCCCCCGGAAGAAGCAGAAGAAGCAGAAGUUCAGAGACUCGAGCAUACAGGACCUAGUGGAUCGUUCCGCUUCGAACCCGCCCCCAAGUUAUGUCCCUCCCACUCCCGAUUCGCUGGCUUCGGGUUCUGGUCCUGCGCGCACACAUCCCAACGAGGAUGUCGAUCCUUCUGGUGUGUCACUGGACGCAGUGCGCCCUGAAGCGGGGUCCAGAAUGCAUCGCGACUUGCUCAAGAAGAAGCGAAAACGAAAGAGUGUUGUGGACCCAACAGUUCUUACUGACGCCGACGCUGCUGGUCCUUCAAACUCUCCCAUUGACCAUCCCUUACCCCCUCCAGUACCUCCCGAGACACCGAUGGACGAUGCUGAGCCAUCGACCGCUGUCAUGGUCAAGCAUAAACUGUGGAAACGCAGGCAAAUACCCAAGCCUGUGAUGCCCACGCCGCAACCUGGUCCCUCUGCAGAUACUGGUGGUUUGACUACGGAAACACCGGAUGCUCCGCCUGGCGAUUCUCCCAUCAAGAAGCGUAAGAAAGAGAAGGUGCCGAGCGAGGUAGUCGUGCCUGAUCAGCCUCAACCUCCAUCGGAAUCAACUCCGCCCGUCAAGACAAAGGAUGUUGAAGCUAAUGUUCCAAAGACGAAGAGCAAGAAGGGGAAGAAAGCUGAGAGCAGGCGAGACGAGGCUACUGAGCAUGAGCAGACCGAGGUGGCACCAUCCUCCGAGCCGCCUAAACGGUCCAAGAAGGCGCGGCCAGAAAAGGUCGAGCAAGCGGAUGACCCAACCGUCUCGGAGACCGUUCCUGAGACCGUCGCCGCAGACAGCGUACCGCCGGCCACGGAGACGAAGCCAAAGAAGAAGAGCAAGAAGAAGCGAGGAGAAGACGAGAGCGCGGCUGCUCCUCCAGAGGCCGAACCUGCCGUUCCUCCUGUUGUCGCUGACCAGCCUAUGGAUACUGCGGAGGCAGUAGCUAACGCUAUGGCCGUCAUACUUGCCCGAUCCAAGAAGGCCGAUAAGCCUGCUGUAGCAGCAGGUGAUGCUAAUGUUCCUGGCUCCUCUACGUCAAAGAUGGAUGCCAGUCAUGCGCAGGAAGAUCCUAUGGCAGGGCCAUCUCGUUUAGACUCUACGUCGACCAGCAAAGAGAAACGUAAGUCCAAGUCGAAGAAAGCAAGUACAGCGGUCGUAGAGGACGCGUCCACAGAGCCGGCCGCUCCUGCAACGGAGCCCACGGCUGUCGCGAAACCUAAGAGCAAGAAGCGCAAAGGCGACGACUCAGCCACGAACGUCACUGCUGUAGCUCCGCCGUCAACACAGGCGGAUGAUGAUGACAAGCCGUCGGACAACAUGAAGGCCGUGCAAGCUGCCAUUUUAGCCGUCAUGCGCAGACAACACGCUGGCACUCCUGCCCAAUCAAGGUAGCUCAGCAACCCAGCAUACCUGACCCUGUACCAGAGGUUAUACAAGAAGAGGCUCAGGAAGCGCCAGUAAAGCCCAAGAAACACCGGAAGGAGAAGGCGAAGGAGAAGCCCGCCGACCUGAAGCCCAUAGA
Messenger RNA from Fomitopsis serialis, 2140 nucleotides. RefSeq lists its product as uncharacterized. The record is from RefSeq and is a predicted model, not a curated record. Bases 34 to 2010 code for a protein of 658 amino acids. NCBI's taxonomy places the organism in Eukaryota, Fungi, Basidiomycota, Agaricomycetes, Polyporales, Fomitopsidaceae. The transcript is spliced from 9 exons.